This is a messenger RNA of Planococcus citri (citrus mealybug), 16601 nucleotides long. Its product is annotated as zinc finger protein Xfin-like. Gene Ontology annotation, molecular function: zinc ion binding; RNA polymerase II transcription regulatory region sequence-specific DNA binding; DNA-binding transcription factor activity, RNA polymerase II-specific. The transcript has 8 exons. NCBI's taxonomy places the organism in Eukaryota, Metazoa, Arthropoda, Insecta, Hemiptera, Pseudococcidae. Gene Ontology annotation, cellular component: nucleus. The coding region runs from base 769 to 5628 and encodes 1619 amino acids. The record is from RefSeq and is a predicted model, not a curated record. Gene Ontology annotation, biological process: regulation of transcription by RNA polymerase II.
AGUAUUUUGAGGGGUCACAUGUAUUUUUGUUUUCGUAAGCCAAAAGCCAGCCAAUCGCCAGCCAAUGAAAUUUUGCCAGCCAAUAGCCAGCUUUAUUUAAGCUAAUGAAAAUCAAGCUAAAAGCUGAUAGCCAAAAGCUAAUCGAUGAUUGGCUGGAAAUCCCUGCUACGUUCCGAACAAGUGAACGAGAUUGCUCGCUUCUAGAGUAAAAUGUUCCGCACCUCACUUGAGUGAAGUGAAGUGAUCAAGUGAAAUAUCCGUGAGUCUGUGAGAUUUUGUGUAUGUGUGUUUUAAUGUAAUGAUGUAUUGUGUAUAAUAAUUAAUUAACAAGUACGAGUAAGAUUAAGAAUGCGGGAUAAAUUCUGCGUUAUAUUAUCUAGUUUUAGCGUUCGUUUUUUCGAGUAAUAUUUGAAAACGGUUCGCAGAAUACCAUUUACGUUUGAACCAGAUUAGUGCAACAUUCACCUAUGAACGGGGGUGUUUCUCCGUGUUCAGCUAUAGUCUUGUUGAGAUUACCUAAUCUCGAGGAAAUGCGUACCAACGGCGAAUAUUCGUUUAUAUGUAUCGCUCCCUGACUGAUUUUCUUCGAUAAAUAAUUUCGCACAGAGAUACGAUGGAGUAGUUUCGCAGUGUUGAUCACCAAGUUCGCAGCUCAUCCGUACCAUUCAUCAUGUAAACAAGAGAGAGUUACUCGUAGAUCAGCUUCGUUUGUUUUCGUUUUCCUGUACUCGUUCAAGUUCAGUCUGACGAUUUCAUCGGUUAUCAAUAAUGCAAGAAAUCGAUGAAACUGAAAUUAAAGCGAAUUUCAACGAAUUGUGCCGGCUGUGCGCGUCAAUCGACAAUGUGAAAAUCGGACUAUUCAGCGAUGAAGCGAUAAAACGACAAUUACGCAAGAAAAUUCAAACUUGUCUUCCUUUUAAGGUUGAAGAAAAUGACGGCUUACCGAAAUCUUUGUGCUUUAAAUGCAUAUAUAAUUUGGAGACGACUUACGAAUUCAGGUGUAAAUGCGUGCAAGUCAAUAGAAGUUUGGAAAAACAUCUCUACCAAUUGGAAAGAGAAAAGCAGACGAAAAAUGUGAUAGCAGGCAGAUCUUAUAAAAUCCAUCCCGAAGUUUCCAUCUUCGCGAUAUCUACCGACUCGAGCAGAGAAAAACAAAAUGAGAUCAAAAGUAGCACACCAGUAGAAUGCGAAGAAGAACCACCAAAUCCGCUGGAUUUUCUCGAGGUCGGCGUCAACUCCGAAGAAAGCUCGAGCAUCCGUCCAAAAUCGAAUUCUCAAGAUGGUAAAAAAUCGCAGUUUUGGAAGACCGAUCGAAGAUGGUUAUCUGUCGAACAUAAGCCGCUGCAUAACGACUCGACAUUUCAAAACGAUACGACCAAGAUGAAUAUGAAAUACUUCGAUACGUCGACGCCGGACGAUAGCGGAAGUCGACGAAAAAGCUGUAAACCGCGAAAAAUUGCUCGAGAAAGCGACGAUAACGUCGAUUGCGGCGGUGGCGGUGGAUCUGCGAUACCGGCUGCAAUUGUACCAACGUCGGCUGUAGUAAAUCGAAUCGCUGGAAAGAGUAGAGACGGCUGCGAAGAAAACGAAAACGAGAAUGACAUUGCGGAGGAGGACGAAUCGUCGCGUCAGCAAGAAAGAUUCACGUGCCUGCUGUGCGAAAAAAAUUUCAAUUUACGUUCGUCGUUGAACAAGCAUUUCUCGACGACGCACGGUAUCGAGCCUUACGAAGUGCUGUCGUCGGAGAUGCCGCAAACGCGACCGCUGCUCUCGCAAUCGUUCAUGUCGCAGCUGUCGGCGGAAACGACGCCCCAUUCGGAAGGAGCGAAAAACGACGACGACUUGGAAAACAUGAUGGAACAAGAGACGGUGAUAUUUUGCGAAGUGUGUCGUCGCGAGUUCCAGGAUCGCGCCAGUCUGUGGCUGCACAUGGUGCACGCGCAUCGCGAAGAGGCGAGCGUAUCGUGCGGCAUUUGUUUGAAAAUCUGCUGCGACAACAUCACGUUGAUCGAGCACGUGAACACGGCGCAUUCAGGCGACAAGGCGGUGGUGCAGCGACGUUACUCGUGCCAGGUGUGCGGUCGGCAGCACGAUUCGCGCCAGAAAUUGCUUAAACACGCUACGUUGCACACGCUGAUCGACAAUCAGGGCCAGACCAUUCAGCCGGAGGAGAUGGUAUCGCUGAAUAACGCGUUCGCUCCGCGCGAAUGCACAGUUUGCCGCAAACGGUUCUUUAACGAGGAUAAACUCAACCAUCAUACGCGUAAUUUUCAUAACGACGCGAACGACGCCGCGACGUUGUCGCCGUCCGCCGUGUACAAGUGCGAGCUGUGCGCUUCGGCUCACGCCACUCGUAUCGAUCGCUGGUGGCAUAUGUAUUAUUCGCAUUUGGGCGACUCGCGCGUCACCUGCCAGCGCGACAACUGCCGCAAGAUCUUCGUGUCGGUCGCGCUCAAGGAGGAGCACGCGAAAACGCAUCACGAAUCGCAGGGCGAUUUCACCAACACGUGCGAAAUAUGCGGCAAACUGUGGGAGUCGCGAACCGUCUUUUACAAGCAUAUGAUGAACGUGCAUCCCAAGUGCUUGCCGACCAUCUGCGGCAUCUGCAUGAAGAUCUUCAGCAACGUGCCGGAACUGCGUCAGCACGUGCAGGCUGAUCAUCCGCCGCUCGAGGAGAUGGGCGGAAUAUGCUGCGACGUGUGUGGACGGCCGUACGCCGAACGCUCUAAAAUGCUGCGUCAUCGGCGCGUGCACAACGUAACGGACGGCGUUCCUACCGCCACCAGCACGGCCAAGAAGAAAGACGAUCUGGUAUGCAGCUUCUGUCCGGACGUCAGCUUCGAACAGUACGACGAUAUCGCCCAGCAUCGUCGCACCGUCCAUCAGCUGUUCGUCUGCGAUCUGUGCCCCAAGUUCUACAACGGCAACAACCAUCUGUGGAAGCACGUCAGCAAGCAGCACAAAGGCGAUCCGAACGUCACCUGUAACCUGUGCUUGCGCACGUCCGCCAGUCGAGCUCAUCUCGAACGUCAUAAAAUCAAAUACCAUUCGGAUCCGGUCGAUAAGCUGCUGAGUAAACAGCACCAACUGCAGCUGCAGCAACAACAGCAACUGCAACAGCAAGCGGCCGCAGCAGCAGCCGCCGGUGCCGGUUCUAUUAUACCCGUCGCCGCAAUACCACCGCAGCCACAGCAGCCUCACAAAUGCAGCCUAUGCGGUAAACUAUUCCGCAUUCGUAGCUUACUGAAGAAACAUCUCAAGUCGUGUAAAGGAGUGAAAGCGCUAGGUGCGUCGGCUGCGGCUGCUGCCAGUCUGACUGCCAAAGUGCUGCCGGUAAACGGAGUAUUUCCAUGCUCCAAAUGCACCAAAGUGUUCCAGUUGCAAAGCGUGCUCUCGAAACACGUGAAAAACUCGCACGCUCAGCACGCCUGCGAAGUAUGCCAAACGGAGGGCGAAAUUAGCGCGUUCGACACGAAAAAAGGGCUGCUGCAGCAUAUACGCGAACGCCACGCCGAUAACUACGAGCUCGUGUGCGACGUGGUCGGCUGCGGCAAAGUGUUACGCUUGAAGGCGGACUUGAAAAAGCACAAACUAGAGCACCAGCGCGGAUAUUUCACAUACAUUUGCGAAAUCUGCGGCGAUAUGUUCUCAAAUCGCAAGAAACUACGCAAACAUCUGGUUACCUAUCACAAAGCGGACGUCAAGUACCUGUGCGCCAUUUGCGCCUCCAUUCACCAGUCUGUCGACCAACUCGUCGAGCACGUGCACGGCGCUCAUUCUUUCGUGCUACAUCGGCCGUGUACGUGCCAGAUAUGCGGCAAAAACUGGACCGUCAGUAGCAAAGUAGUAGACCACAUUGUCAAGGUGCACGGUCCCGAAUACAAGCCGUGUAAAAUCUGUUGGAAAGUGUUCACUGACGAACAAGCUUUCCAGGAGCAUACCGAUAAUCAUCCCGCCAUUGAAGACAAACCGUCCGCCAACGCUGCCGCUGCCGCUAAUGCGUCCAGCUCCGUCAACGCGGACGCAGACGCAGAUGAUGAAACGCUGGCUGAGGGGCCGCAUUCGCCUUCGCCGCCUGCAAUCGCCUCGUUAUCGCGUUCGUCUUCUUGCGGUUCGAUCGCCACAGCAGCAGCAGACGCCAAGUCCGAGGGUGAUGUUGACGCUGCUGGAUCCAAGACAGUCGCCGGUGUAAAAAGAUCGCUGCAAUCGAACGAAGAGGACACCUCUCUGUACGGCGAUGGCGACGGCGACAAUGACGAAAGCGCCAGCAAACGCCUCCGACGCAAAUACAAAUGCAUUUGGUGUAAGGAAACGUUCCGCGCCAUGGACGAACUCAAACAACAUAAACUGAUUCAUCACUCCAAUAGCCGCUAUGGCGGCGAAUCGCAGCACCAGCAACAACAAAUUAACGUCGAUAACAGUGACGCAGAACCGAAGACGGAGAUAGAAGCGGUUCCGGUAUCGGCGGCCGAUACCGCCGGACACCAGCAGCAGCACCAGCAAGCGCCGCGUUUCGAUACCAGUCGAUCUGAGCGAUGGACCGAUAUCCGUCCUAUCGCUUGCGACUGCUGCGAUAAGAUCUGGAAUUCGAAGAAACAAUUAUGGCAGCAUUUGAUUCGUUCGCACGCGUACGAAUCGCAGCACACGUGCGGUAUCUGUUUGCAGGUAUGCCGCGACUACUUCGAUCUGUUCUACCAUCUAGACUCGCAGCAUUCCGACCUGGUCAACGACACGGUGGCUAAUCGAUUCUCGUGCUUUAUCUGCGGCCAUUAUCAUAAUUCGCAGAGCAAACUGGAUAAGCACUUUUUGCUGCAUAAAAACGCGCCGUCUCGAUGCGAAUACACGUGCCAGUAUUGCCGCAAAGUGUACAAAUCGGUGGCUUUCUAUCGAGAUCACUUGCGCGUUCACGAAGCCGAGCAGCCUGCCGAAAGCAAAGCCAAACCGAUCAGCGAGUUUAGCGGAUUCAGCAUUAAUCACAUUUUGGCGACGAAAAACGACCGAUCUCGCAGCCUAACCAAUCUCGUCGUACCUGCAGCUGCGGUCGCGAUAUCCGUACCCGUGCCCGUAUCUGCUCCCGCUCCGGCUCUGAUUAAAAUCGAAACGAGCGAAACCGAACCGUCCGUUUCUUUCCACCGGAACGAUUACGAUUCCAAAAUGAACGACGACAACGACGACGAUGACGACCUAGUCGAAGAGAUGGAUGACGACGACGACGAAGACAACAGCGAUCGAGAGCAAAUGGACGUGGAAGAAGAAAGUCCGCGACACGAUGACGAUUCUUCAAACGCCGCCAUCAUCGAUGUUCGAGUGCCAUUUUCGCGACUCGCUAGAUCGAGCGAAAAACCAACAACGACCGACUCGCUUUCCGAAAGCUAUUCCAACGUUUCAGCCAGCGACGAAGAAGCCGAAGAUUGUACCGUGAAAAGCGACAAUGGCGCCGCUGCCGAUGACGCUGCGGAUGUUAUGCUGAACGGCGGCGGUGGCGUCACCGUUACCAAUAACGAUUUCACCGUGUUCGCUAUGAAUAAUAAUCAAAAACAACGCUCGUCCAAAUUUCAGAACGACAAAACCAAUUUUCACAACUCAACAGGCGACGAUUAUUUACGAAGAGUGACUGACAACCUUUAGUACCUGCCGCAAACUCGACUGUCGUCGUCGUAAGCGCGUCAACAUUUUUUGUUUUUUUCUUUUUUGUACCUACCCGCCCUAUCUUCUUCUCUGUCUUUAAAGUAUGUUACUUUUCUUUUCGAUACUACCACCGCAUAUUCCGCGCGAUAUUGGACGUACCUAAAUACGAGUAACUCGGUCCGUACUCGGAUGAUCGCUUACCCAUCUUUAUAACGAAUUUUUGUGUACUCGUUGGUGCGAAACGCUUCCACCGUACUCUGAUUCUUGCUUGAGUUUUAUUCGUCUUCUGUCAAUAACGCUGCUGUUUGCCAUGUAAUGAGUAAUGUAGGCGCUAGGCAUACGAAUAUGAUAUUACUCUUCGUACAUUGUUGCAUACGGUUAGAACUCGGAACUUUUUUUCUCUCUCUUGAGAACAGAGAACUCUCAAAUCUGAAUUUUUGGUUUUUAGCUAGCUGCGCUCGCUUAUUUCGUCGAUUUAGUGUGUUUUUGUUUUGUUUAUUUGUUUGUUUUUGUUUUUUGUUUUGUUUUGUAUGUUUAUUUGUUUUUUUUCACUAUUUGACGCUAAAAAGCUCUGUUUUGAAAUACGUUUUGAUUUUGUUGUAAAAGUGAAAUGUCAAAACAUUAUUUGAAAUUGACGAGAAAAUGACCAUUCGGCAUCUUAAAUUGCAUCUAUUCAAUUUCAAGAUAAUUGAAAGUGCGAAACUGCAAAAGACUCGGUUUAAAAUUGCAUUUAUCUCUCCUUCCCUAAGUGAACAAUAAAUAAACGAGUCGUUUUUGUUAAACAGAAUAUCGAUAAGGCGCUGAUGAUAUUGAGUAGGUGAACUCGUUUUUUGAAUUUCGAUACUCGCGAUGUGAUGUACUAUUUCCGUCCAAAUUAUCUACAGUUUUUGCUCCAUUUUUCGAGGUACGCACACAAUUAUAUAUUAAAUGUUUUCUACCGAUUGAAAAAAAUUGAAAUCAUACGAAAUUUGAUGAAUUAUCAGAGUGUCUACAGGCAAGAAAAUAGCAAGAAAGCAAGAAAACUGCGAGAAAUUGACAUGGGUGGCACGAAAGCGAGAAAAUAGUAUAGAAAUUCCUUCGAAAAGCAAGAAAAUUUCCAAAGAAUUCACAUCAGGGAUUGCACAGUGGGCUGUGAGCACCCUCUAAACGCCUGUAAUUCAAAAACUCACUAUGAAUCCUAAAACAAUGGUACAAUAAUAUCCUCGCUUAUGUUUUUGGGGUCGGAGAAUACGAAUUUGACAAUAUUUUUUUGUAAGGGUGAGGGAGUGAAGGGGGUGAAAAAUUCAAAAUUUGACAAUAAUGAAGUGUGAUAUGUCGAAAUGUAUGUUUUUGAGGUCGCAAAAUACGAAUUUGACAUUAUUUUUUUCGUAGGGGCGAAUAGUGGGGGAUGAAGGGGGUGAAAAAUUCAAAAUUUGACCAUAAUUAUGUGUGAUAUGUCAAAAUGUACGUUUUCGAAGGUGACGGAAGGGUGAAGGGUGGGGGAUGAAGAAUUUCAUGUUGGGGAGCCGUAAAAGUCCCAGUAAGAAAAAAUUUGUAACAUUUUAACAAAAUUUACUAUGAUUUUUCACUACAAUUGACUGUGGUGGUUGUUGGGUCACUUUCGGUCAAAAACGGGAAUUGACAUCUUGAAAUACACUAUCUCAAGUAUUACCAGCCACCGGAAUUUCCCGUGCAUCUACGUGCGAAAUUUUUUUUUAUUCCAAUUUAUGCCGCCAAGUAGGCAAAAAAUGGAGUUUUAAAGUGAAUUUCAUAUCUAUAAUCACUUUAUAAAAACUAAAAUCCAGUAAAUUGAUGAAAAGAACUUACUUUCAGUUGAAUUAUUCAUACUUGGUACAUUACGACAUAUCACACAUCAUUGUAGUCAAAUUUUAAAUUUUCACCGUUUUUACCCCCUUCAUCCCCCACCAUUCACCCCCACGAAAAAAAUAUUGUCAGAUUCGUGAUCUACACCCUCAAAAACAUACAUUUCGACAUAUCACACUUCAUUAUUAUCAAAUUUUGAAUUUUUCACCCCCUUCACCCCCUCACCCCUCACUCCUACAAAAAAAUAUUGUCAAAUUCGUAUUCUGCGACCCCAGAUAUUAUUGUACCAUUGUUUUAGGAUUCAUUGUAAGUUUUUGAAUUACAGGCGUGUAUGAAUUCUUUUUUUGGGGGGGUUUUUCAACGAUUUUUCUGGAAUUUCCAUUUUUUUUCCUUUUCAAAUUUUGGCAAAGUUUCUUCAGUUUUGAUAUUACUAUCAACACUGUCAUUUCAUCCACUGUAAACUGUGGUACUUCAGCAUAAACAGUGGAUUUAGAAUUUCGGAUUAAAAUUAGACUUUUUAACUACGAAUUUUCACGAUUUUAGUUUUGCUCUAAAUUCGGCCAUUUCUUUGCCUUAAUUUUGACUGAUUUUUUUUCGUAAUUUUUUUCUGCUUAAAUUUGUGUGGAAUUCUCCUUUUUAGAGUUUUUGAGUGUUUUUUUUUUUUUGGAUUUCAAGACUUGAUGUUUAUAUUUUGAUUUGGGGGGGGGGGGCUUUUUUGAUUUUUUUCACGUUUCUCUCAAUUUCAGUAAUUUUGUUGAAUUUCUUCAUCUUUUUUUUUUUUUGAAACGUGUCAGUGUCAAUUUUUGCCAGGUUUUUUUAUGUUUAUUUCUCUCGAAAUUUUUUCCUUUCUGAAACUCGGUACAUUGUUUCGUAUUUGAAUUUUUAAAAUGAAUUUCAAAAAAAUCACCAAUUUUUCAAAUUUGGAUUACAAGCUCCCCUCUCUCGUUCCUUGCCUUUGAUUGUAAUAAGUUUUCUGUUCUAAAAUGAUUUUUCUUACUUUUACGGAUUUUUUUUACAAUGAUUGUUUAUUUUUUCUCAACACUCGAAUAAUUUUUUUCAACGAUUGCUCGCCUGUGUGGAAAUGUCUGCAAUUUUACAAUUUAAAAUUUUUGAAAUGAUUUCGGAUACGAUUGAAUUUAGUUCCUCGCUAUUUCGGUGGACGACUCCCCCCUCCCCUCUUCUUUCAAAUUUGCAAUUUUUCUCAUUAGUUCGGCACGUUUUUUCGAUUAUGUUUCCAGAAUGCAAUAUUUUUUUCAAGCUGCUUUGUUGCAUUUUUAUCUAGUUUAUUUUCGAAGUUUUGAUAAAUUAUCUGUUUUGAGCUUUUACUAGUUUUUGAAAAAAUGGUUUUUAUUUGAAUUUUGAUGGUUUUUUUCUGGUUACUUUUUCUAGCUUUUUUGGUUACUAAAGUUACUUUUUUUGAGAAAAAUUCGAGUACAAUCCCUGUUCACAACGAAAAUCUCUGAAAAAAUAUUGAAGUUAUCCCACCAAUUUUGAAGAAUGUUGAGAUCAGAAAAAUUGAAUCUUUUCAUAAAAAUUGGUGUUAUACUACUUUUCGAAUUAUUUACAAAUUUUCCAGACCAUUAAAGCAAGAAAUUUGCCAUUUUGGGUUCAGUAGUCACUCUGAUUAUCUCGUUAAAUUAUUUCGCUAUCUCGUACUAAACGGAAAAACUACUCGUACUCUCGCCAAAAUUUCGAUACACCGACGAAUUUUCUCGAAGCACGAAUCAAAAUCGGUGCGAAGAAGAUAUUUUCUCAUUUUCGAAAUCUUUUUCUCUUCUCAGAGUUCUGGCACCUACAAAUAUAUUUCAAACGUGAUUUAAAAUGUUUAGCAUUAUUCUUUGUAGAUCAACUUUUGGUUUCUUAAUUUUUCGUUCCUUCGUGUAUUUUUAGUGUGGUACAUACUUGUACAUAGAGGGGUUCUACGUUAUCUUUCCCAUAUUGAGCUUUCUUCGACCAAAACGUAUUUAAUUAUAAUCGUAAUAUUAUCUCGCGUAUUGAAUUACGUGUCUAAUUUUUUUUAUCGCAGUUUGUAUGUGUUUCAGAGUUCAUUUUAUUAGGGUACCGAUGUCUCGUAAUACUCGUACGAUCUGUAAUGUUGAGGCGAAAUCGAUCCAAAAAAAAUAACCCUACGCCCUACGAAACGAAAUAAACAAAUCAAAAAAAAAUUACAAGUUGCCGAAUUCGUUUUUCUGCGAGUCAUAUUUUUGAAAACAAAUCUACGAUCUUGCAGUUUGUCCGGGUAAUUUUCAGUUUUUUUUUGAUUAUUUAAUGGCAGAGCGUUACAAAUGCGUGUCCAAGAAAUACUUACUCGUAACGAUCAAAGUAAAAUGUGGAAAUUGGCAAAUGCGAUCGAUUUGCCAAAUUGUUCGAAUAAAACCUUGUAUUUACACUCAUCGAACAUCCCUAUCAAAGCCAUCGAAUAGGAACUACCUACCUAUUUCACUGUAGCCUGAGGCUGAUAUUUUCAUUUUUUUUUCGCGUCCCAAAGAAAUGGAAAUGGAAGAUGAACCGGGUAGUCGAAAAUACUUACUUAGGUACCUACUACUCGUAUUUACCGAGAAGUACCUACCUAAUAAUACUCGUAAUAAGCAUAAUAUACAUAUAUGCGAUAUGCUGUGUGCUGUACCUGUACAAAAAAUGUACAUAACGAUACCUUUACCUAUUACCUAUGUCCUAUAUGUUUUGUGUACCUAUUUGUAUGUUGUUCGUAGAUGUACGACUCGUAACCCCGCGCGUAUUUUUACUCAUUUUAGUUACGGAAAUACUCGUAUUGAUUUAAGGAAUAAUACAUUAUACUUACUCGUGUAUGGUAAUGUACUCGUAAAACGUAACACUCGGUGUGCAUUGUGUGAAUAAAAAUAAUAAUUACCUAGAUUUAUAUACAUUUUUAAUAUUAAUUGAUAUUAUUGAUAUUACGUAAACGUAAGUAGGAAAGGAUAGAUUUACGUUUGUAUUCGUAUUCGUAUUUUUUUGUUUGUAUAGGUCGCAGAUAGAGAGGAGGCGAUUUCUAUGGAUAAGGAUAAGUUCGCGCCGAGUCGCGUUGUACCAUUUCGGAUAUCGUUAUCUAGUCAAUGUUUUUUUCUUCUUCAUUUUUUUCUAUCUCUCUUUCUGUCCCUCUCUCUUCUUUAAUAAAACUGCGCAUGCCUUUACAAAGUCUUAUCUAUGUAAUAUGGUAACUAAGUAAUUACUAUUUACUAAUUACCCAUUAUCGAUAGCCCCCCCCCCCAUCAACAAGGCUUCAGAAUUUAUACCGUAAAAUGUUUUCAUUUUUAUUCAUAUUCCGAUGAGUUAAUUAUACUAUACAUACAUACAUACAUACAUACUCGCAAUUAGUGGCGAUUCCCCACACUAAUCUUUUCAAAACGUAAAAAAUUUGUCUUUCUGCAGCAUUGUAGUUGUUGGUACGAGUACCUACCUGUCCCGAUGCACAGUGGACCAGAUGGCUAAAAAAAAAAGGUGCGCACACUGUAUUAUAACUUAUAAGUAACGUAACUAUGACUGAAAUCAAAAUGUUAUUGGUGAUGUUGGAGUAUACUCCUAUUUUGACGUAGAAUUCAAUUUUUAAGUUAUUUUUUUCUUGUUCCCCCAGGGGUGGCUGCUGGCUGAUACACCCCAUCGACCUUUUACUAAAAGGUCUCAAAAUUUGAAAAAAAAUUGUCAUAUGUACUCAAGUUGAGAAUUACUGUGUAGCAUCAGGUUUGCAACUCGACAACGCAAAAAUAUACAAUUUCAUAUUAUGCUAUGUGAAAUGGAAUUGUCACCAAAGCUGUUGUCACUUGAAAGAUUUUCUCAAGAAGUAUGAAGUGUGGUUGCAAUGAGGAAUGUACAGUAAGUCCCGCUUAUUAGAAUCGAUUUGGGACCACGUAUGACAUAUGUUUGAUUCUGUAAACCCGAGUAUUCCAUAAAGUGGAAGGAUAAAAAACGCAUAAUUCCAAAUUUUGUUGAGAUUAUAUCAAUUUUUGAUGUUUUAUGAAGUUAAUUUCAAUGAUUUUUUGGGUUUUUAGUUACCAGGGUGUUUACAGGCCGAAAAAAAAAGUAUGAAUUUGCAAAAAAGGUACGAAAUUGGAAAAUGACCCAAAAAAGUACGAAAAAACGUAUGAAAUUUUGAAAGGAUUCAAAUGUAUCCUCAAAAUUUUUAAUUUUACAACAACUUUUGCCCUCGCAUCGCUCGGGCUAAAUAAGUUUUCUAUAUUUUCUCAAAUUAUUCAUUGUGUUUGGAAAGUAAGUUAGUCUUAAACAAACUUCAAUUAUUGUAUUCAUUUCUACUAGUCAAUUAAUGCAUAAAAUGUCAAAACAUUACACAUAUUUUGAUAUUUUUGAUGAUUUAAAUUUUAAAUUUUUUAUAUUUGGUUUUUGGUUAAGUGGUUUUGAUCAAAUAUUUUUUAUUUUUGGUUUUGAGUUUUGCACAAAACAGAUUUAUAUUUGGGUUUUCCUUCAUUUUUGGUUUUGGGGUUUUUAACAGUUUCAACCCCUGUCGCUUAGCUUAGCCAGGCUUGUAGGACUGCUCAGGUUAUGAGGUUGCUCCAAAAUCAAGGUCCUAGUUUGGAGCUUUCAAACAGUCCGGUCUGGUCAUUUGGUUCUGCAUUUUUUGUCUUUGUAGGUCAGUUCAGUCUGGUCCGGUCCUGACCAGAAAUUUUCAUGUGGUCAUGGGUCAGCCCAGGUCCAAAAAAUGGUCUUCAUUUUUCAGAAAUAAAAAAGCUUCCUAACCUAACACAUAGAUGAGUUGAAAAAUGGGAUUUUUACUUUCAAAACAUUGAAACUUUAAAAGAAAUUGAAUCACAAUGGAAAUUUAUUCGAAAUUGGCAUCUCAAAUGGCAUUAUAAAUUUGAAAAAUUGGACACAACUGAGGUUCAAACCGCAGUUAUUGGUCCGAUUUUUUAGAAAGGUCUUUGGUCUUGGUCUGUCCCUGUUAUUUUUUCUGAAAAGGGUCAUCUGUUUGGUUAAUAUUUACAUAAAUUUUUUCAGAGGUUCAAGGUCCGGUCUGGUCCACUCGGUCUUGGGAGAAUUUUUGGGUCCAGUUGCGGUCAUCAGUCUGGUUUUUUGGUCCGGUCCAACAAGCGUGCGCUUAGCUUUGGAUUGUUUUUCUUUUCUUUUUCAAAAUUGAAAUUAUUUUUUAAAAAAUUGUCAACAAAGUAUUCAAUUUUUAAAGUUUCAAAGAAAAAAAAUGAAAUUCUCACUUACCUACUUCUCGAAAUACAAGUUUUCAAUAGUUUUCUCCUUCACAUGGACCUGUUCUCUGACUUUUUUCUUAUCAAAACCAACAUUCUAAAAACAUCUUUCCGAUUCUAAAAUUUUAUAAACCCAAAAACGAACUCCUUGCAUUAAAAACAUUGUUUUUUUUAUAUUUCUCUCAAAAUACAAAUUUUCCAAAAAUUUUGCCCUCGUCUCGCUCGGGUCUUUCCUCUUUUUUUUUCAAAGUCUCAAUUUCAAGUCUUUUGAAAUCAAAUUUUCAAAAACUGUCGCCCUUGCUUAGCUGGGGGCAAUUUUUUUCUUUUUUUUAAAUUACAGAAAAAUCACUUUUGGGCCCCCAAAAAUUCAAAACAGAAAAUGAACAUUUUUGUAAGUCUUAUUAAAUUAAAUAUAUCAAUCAGCAAAAUGGGCAGAUUUUCCUUAGUUCUGUUGACAAAUUUUCAGUCAAACGCCCUCCUCCCUCUCAAAACACCUCUAUGGGCCAAAUUAUAUGCAUUUGUUCAGGGCUCGCGUCGGCUCUCAACGUCUUGAUGACCCAGACCACACUGCUCAGCGUGUUAAAAUUUUGAUUUUAGUAGCCAAAAUGACAUGAUACAUCCCCUCCCUCCAAUGCACCUACAAAGUAUAACUAUUAAAAAAUAUAGUGUAGGAAAAAAGGUACGAAAUUUUGUUUUUUGGAUUUAGUAGACACCCUGGUUCUGUAUAAUCUUUUAAUAUAUUUUAAACACUUUUUUCGAUGAUUGAAUUUUACAAAAUCAUCAUCAUCUUUUGCCGAUUUUCAUCAACUUGAAAUUUUUAUGUAUUUUGUGUUUUUAUGCCAUUUUAAUAUGUUUUCAACACUUCUUCAUUCAAUUUUUGUUAAAUUUUGCCAAAAAUUUGUGAUUUUUUUCAACUUUUGAAGAUUAGUUAAUGUCAGCAAUUCUAUAUUAACUGAAUGAAAUGAGUUUUUCUAUUCUAAUAAGAGGAAAAAUUUGCAUGUUAGAAGCAGGGAUGUUAACCAGUUUUUAACCUUAACCUUAAUUUGGGAAAUAACUGGAUAAAAUGGUAAAAAAUCACAACCUUAACUGAAAAAAAUUCCCGUAUUUAAAUCUGAGUAACCUUAACCAAUAACCUUGACCAUAACCUUAAUCUCAAAAAUUUCGGUUAAAAACCGGUUAUAAUUUAUAAUUUUUUCCAGUUUUUUUUUCACCUACUGGUUUUUGUAGAGCAGUUAGUAGUGUUUUGUUUUUGUUUAAAAUUUUAUUCAUUUUCACAAAUUUCAACAGUUCUGACUUUUGAGCAAAGAUAUGAUCAAUUUUACUUGAAUUUUGUAACUUUGAAGUAAUCAUUGGCGAUUUUCGCACCAAUUUCGAUAUUUUUUUGUACAUUUUGUGCAGUUUUGCAAAAUUUUUAGAUUAAUUUGCAACAAUGAUCAAUGAUCUGGUUUUUUUUUUUAAUGUUUCGAGAUAUUUCAUCAGAUUUUGGUUGUUUCAAUUUCAUUUCAACAGAGCAAUUUUUCAAAGUUUUUCUCAAUUUUGUCCAAUUACUGGCAAGAAAAAAGAUUUUUUUCACAUUUUUUAUCCAAAAAGUGAGAUGAUUUUGCAGCUUUAUGGCAAUAAAUCAAGACUUUUUUGGAAAUUUUGACAUCAGAGUGAGAAUGUUUAGUGAUUACUGGCAGAAAAGCGAGAUUUCAACAAUUUAUAAAUUUAAGCAUAACACAGAGCUCAUUUGAAAAUUUUUGAAAAAAAUUGAAAUUUUUAAAUAUUUUUUUGGGGAAAAUUGAAACAUUGUGUAAAAGAGCAACAUUUUUGACUUAAUUUUUAGCCAAAAAGUGAAACUUUUUAGAAAUUUUUAACAGAAAAGUGAGACUUUUUGGUGAUUUUUUAUAUAUUAGCCUUGAAAAUUCCAAGUUUUGAAAAUUUGACUCCAUAAAAAAACCGUAACUAUAACCCAAAUUAACCGAAAAAAUUCCAUCAAAAAUCUGUAACCGUAACCGUAACCUUUAACCGUAACCAAAAUUUUUUUCAACAAGGUUAUCAUCCCUGGUUAGAAGGUAAUAAAUGUUCUGUCCCAGCACAUUUCAUUCCAUUAACUGAAUUAUUCUAUUAUCCGCGAUUCUAAUAAGCGGGACUUACUGUAAUUCUAUUUCAAUUUUGUUCAAUUUUUUCAAAUUUAAAUGGGUGUACCACGCCCUGGGGGGAGGACAAGAAAAAAAUUCAUAUCAAUUUUGGUAGGUACAUACAUACAUAUGAUGACAUUUGGUUCUGCAAAAUGCUCAUUCACAAAGUUUUCAAAGAAAUAUCCAUAACUUGAAUCAGUUAAAUCUGAAAACAAUAUCCUCACUAAUUAGGUAUUCAAAAAGUGCAGAGUUCUCCCUAAAAAGUUGAAUAAGGUCAUAUUCACCACUCAUUACCCGUACCCUAUGAUCAAUGAUGUAUCGCAGUCAAUAGCUUGAUUACUGUGUUGAUUAGAUUACCUGAACUUAACCCAUAUUGGGUUACGUGGAAAUGAUUUCAAAUUGAUAAAAAACUAUUCAAGUUCACAGGUUCGCACUCAUAUUGCUCUUGAACGAGUACCAGACCUCUGGGGGGGGGGAGACACAAAAAAAUGACCAAAAAUUUGAAUUCUUUGUCAAAAAAUACCUAGAUUAUGACUUAUGACACCCAUAUCAAUUUUGUUCAAUUUUUUCAAAUUUUGAUUGGGGUACCAGCCACUCCUGGGGGGACAAGAUAAAAAUGACCAAAAAAUUGAAUCCUGCGGCGUGCCUUUUUUUAGACAUCUGGUCCAUUGUGCAAUGCCCGAUAAAUGUUAGGCAGGUCUGUCACUCAAAUCAUGAUAUGAUGCUACACUACCUAGACCUAGACAUCUCUCAGUAUGCAUAAAAUAUAUUCCUGCUUGUUGACAUUUUUCCUUUUGUUUUUGUAUGAUCGCGUUUUCGCACAAUACCUAAUCCAAAUGUAUUCUCUACGCUAUAGGUACCUACUACCUACCUGAUCGAGGUUACUGUAGAAAAAUAAAGAAAUUUGUUCAAAAAUGUUACAUCUUCCUUUUUUCCUAUUCGUAAUACCAAAAUUGUUGUUUUAUUUUUAUUUUCAACCCCGUUGUAGGUAGGUGGAAUACAGGUAUCUUUUUUCCAACUAUUUUUUUUUUAAUUGAAUAAUUUUGCGUUACCCGGAGUCUUUUUAUCGUCAAGUCGCGAUUAUUUAGUGACCAGUUGACCACGCAUUACUUAAUAUUUAUGUAGGUAGGAAAUGUCAACGUAUACCUACGUUACACGCUUUUUUUCUUAUUUUGGAUUUUGGUUUUUUUGGUUCAUUAACUUAAUUGUUGUGUUCUCAUUUUUUUGUUUUCGUUUGUUUUUUCCUCUUAAUUUGCUUGUUGUCAUUAUUUAUUACGAUUAUUAUUAUUAUUAUUAUUAUUGAUGCUGUUUUCGUUAUUAUUACCUAUACUGUAAUUGUUGUUAUUGUUGUUGUUAUUUUUGAUGUUAAUUUUUUUUCGACUUAUUUAUUUUAUUUUAUUAUUUCGUGUAACAAUCGAAUUAUUUGAAGUACAUUACGUUUUUCGAAAUACGCGAUCAUCAAAUGAGUUUCUUACCUUACUCGUGUCUUUAUAAUAUAUGUACGAGUACAAUUUUGUACGUAUUUCUUUUUACUAUCUAUUUGUUCAAUUUUCGUGUAGAUAUUAUUUCGAUGUGAACGGAGAAAUACUCGAAUUCAUCAUAAUUUAUUAUGUCAUGUCUAACUACUGUAUGGCUAAGUCUUGGAUUUAAUUUCGUAACUCUGUUCCGUUUUCAUUUUCGAACCACCCUAAUUUGUUCGCUACUGCCUUCUUUAUCGCGCUCCUCAUCAUCUUUCUUAUUUAUUCAUGAAUUUUUUUUUCUUUCUUUUUUUUUGUUUUCGUGUAAUAUAUGUGUAUUUCUGAAAUUUAGUAGCAGUUUUAUUCGUAAGUUUUGUAAUAUUUUUAUUAUAAGACGAAUUAAUAAUAAAAUUUAAUUCACGAUA